ACUGUUUUCUGAAGAGUGAUGUCUAUUUCCUUGAGCUCUUUAAUUUUCUUGCCAAUGUGGAUAAACAUGGCACAAAUCCAGCAGGGAGGUCCAGAUGAAAAAGAAAAGACUACAGCAUUGAAAGAUUUGCUGUCUAGGAUCGAUUUGGAUGAACUCAUGAAAAAGGACGAACCACCUCUUGAUUUUCCUGAUACACUGGAAGGCUUUGAAUAUGCUUUUAAUGAAAAGGGGCAGUUAAGACACAUAAAAACUGGGGAACCCUUUGUUUUUAACUACCGAGAAGACCUACACAGGUGGAACCAGAAAAGAUACGAAGCUCUGGGCGAGAUCAUCACAAAAUAUGUCUAUGAGCUCCUGGAAAAGGACUGCAAUUUGCAAAAAAUCUCUAUUCCAGUAGAUGCCACUGAAAGUGAACCAAAGAGUUUUAUCUUUAUGAGUGAGGAUGCUUUGACAAAUCCACAGAAACUGAUGGUUUUAAUUCAUGGUAGUGGUGUUGUCAGGGCAGGUCAGUGGGCUAGAAGGCUUAUUAUUAAUGAAGAUCUGGACAGUGGCACACAGAUACCUUUUAUUAAGAGAGCUGUGGAUGAAGGGUAUGGAGUCAUAGUCCUGAAUCCAAAUGAAAACUAUAUUGAAGUGGAAAAGCCAAAAAUGCACAAACAGUGGUCUUCUGAUGGCACGGAUGAGCCAGCAGAGAAGCGGGAAAGGAGAGAUAAAGUCUCAAAAGAAACAAAGAAGCGCCGUGAUUUCUAUGAGAAGUACCGUAACCCCCAAAAGGAGAAAGAAAUGAUGCAGUUGUUUAUCAGGGAAAAUGGUUCUCCUGAAGAACAUGCAAUCUAUGUUUGGGAUCAUUUCAUAGCCCAAUCUGCUGCUGAGAAUGUGUUUUUUGUUGCUCACAGCUAUGGAGGACUUGCUUUUGUUGAACUGAUGAUUCAACGAGAAGCAGAUGUAAAAAGUAAGGUGACUGCUGUGGCAUUGACAGACUCUGUUCACAAUGUGUGGCAUCAAGAAGCUGGCAAAACCAUCCGAGAAUGGAUGAGAGAGAACUGUUGCAACUGGGUCUCCAGCUCAGAACCAUUGGACACAUCUGUGGAGUCCAUGCUGCCUGACUGUCCCCGAGUCUCUGCAGGCACCGACCGCCACGAGCUCACUUCCUGGAAGAGCUUCCCGUCCAUCUUCAAGUUCUUCGCGGAGGCGUCGGAGGCCAAGAGCAGCUCGCAGAAGCCGGCCCUGACGCGGCGCUCGCACCGGAUCAAGCACGAGGAGCUGUGAGCCCGCCGCCGCCGCCGCCGCCGCCGCCGCCGCCCGAGCGCCCGCAGCCUCCCGGCCCCCAUUAGAUUGCUUUCUUCCUCCAGCACAGGGUCGCGAUACGUUCGUCUAAAUAGCGUUUUGCAUUAUUUCUAGAUGAGUGCAACUGUCAAAGCAAUAUGGACUCGCAGCCGCGUCUCCUGCGGGCUGAGCCCCGGCUCGGCGCAGGGGUCGGCAGGCGGCCGAGCGCGGCCCGGAGCCCCGGAGCCCCGAGCCCCGAGCCCCGGAGCCCCGGCUUCGAACCGCCCCGCCGAGCCGCGGGCGCUGCAGCCCCAGCGGCGUCUGCGCGGUCCUACCGCCCGCUGCUGCAGGGCGGCCGCUAGUGCCCAGCCUCAACCGAGCCCGUUUUUACUCCCCCUUAAACCCAGCAAGUGUUAUUCUAGACUUCAAACUUUCAUUUUAACCAGGUUUUUCCCUCGGGUCAUCUUAUGAGCCCCUCUCUUUUAUAGAAAGCCACACACCCGGGUCCUAGAAAUGCUAACUUUAAAUUGAGAACAUGAAUGCCAUGAUGAUUUGGGGGGAGUACAAAUUGUUCUCUCCUGUAAUGACCGAUUUCCAUUUCAAGACUGAAAGAAAAACUUUGAAUAAAAAUUCAUAAAGUACUGAAUCCCAAUCCUUUUCUCUGGACAUUCCUGCUUAGUAGAACGAGUCUUUAUGUCUCUGACUUGAGGAGAGAACGUUCGAAUGAAAACGUAAGCAGGUAUUUUAGAUGCAGGUAUAAGGCCCCAUUUUCAGUGAGAUUUCUAACUUAUGAAAACUGACCCUACUGUUAAAUAUGUAACAUGAUGAGAGGCAUUUAGAUGAUACACUCAAGGCUUGCUCUCUGUACUCCAUGUGGAGCAGUGGUGGUAGUUAUUAAUCCGUACUGAGUGUGCUUGGACCUUUCUUGUAGUAAACCCUUGCGGUUACACCAUUUAUUUUUUACUGUCAUCAAGAAAAUGGAACUGCAUACCCUUGUCCUUCUGAAAGGCUAAGUAAAGUUAAAAUGUUUCAGUUUUUAUCUACAAUAGGAAAAGAGAAUGAUACUCUCUUUUAGGUCCAAAAUUUUUAGUGUUCCACUUCUUCUGAUAGGGUUUUGCCAUAUAAUUCCAACAGUUAGGUCCUUUAACCCAACUGGGAUCUGGCCAGCACUGUGAAAUACAGAAGAUAAAAUAGGUUGACAUUUUACUGGCUUUUAAAUUAAAACAUUAAACAUUAAUUACUUGAAGAAUUUAAUUAGUGAAGAUUAUAUCCAGUGGGUGAGAUUGUGAAUUUAAUACUUCCAAUCCUUUCUUAAGUAAAUUCAACAAAUAAUGUGCCUGCCUUAUUUGAGAACAUGGAAAAGUAUAUCCAAAAUUAAACCGAGGCACUGUCUAAUGCCUCAGAAGAAUAACCUGGACUCAACAAGCUUAUGGAGAAUUUUUUUAAUAUGAACUGAUUUCAGCAAGUUUUAAAACUGGUAGUAUCUCAUGUUCCUUGGCAUCUACGUGCAUUCAAUAGUUCUGUGUUUUCAGUGCCGGUGAAGUAAAGUGGCAGUGGUCAUGUCUGGUCAUCUUCUGAUAUUACUUAAGCAGAAACAACUUAAGAGGAAAAUCAAAAUGGCAUUUUACCCCCAGCUCCUGGGCAGUUUAAAAUGUGUUACUCCAACAAUGUCAAGCACAUUGCUCUGUCAUAGUGGCCCUUUACGUUUCUAAUUUUAGAAGGAUUGGUGAGCGCUGUAUAAAAAAAAAAAAAAAAAUGAUAGCUUCCCAAUGGCUGGGUUUGGAAAACUGGUGUGGAUUGAAUGUAUCUUACCAAAUGUUAUAAAUUGUCUGGUGUUUUAGUAUAUGAAAAUAUUCACAAGAAACUAAUUUUGUGACAUUAAGACAAAAGCCAACACUUAUGCAGGGAUAAAUUUGCGAAGGUUCUGCAGCUGAAUUAAAGCAAAGUAAAUGUGCUCAGCUUAUGAACCAAAGGACUCCCGGUCCUUGCCUCCAGAUCCCUCACUUGUAUAGAGAGUGUCAUUGAUUCCUUAUGAUGACGAUUUUAUAAUCACUGAAUUGUAACCUUGUUAUCUGUCUGGUAGAGAGCUAUUUACAGAGUUACAGUUUGUAAAUGUCUGUUACUAAUUGUGGCUCUGCAUUGUAGCAGUCCAUGGGAGCCAGACAAAGCACUCCAGAGAGAAGUGACUCCUUAGAACGUAGGAUUUCUUAACCUGUUGAUUGGGAUGCUGUCGGUAUAUGUGUAAUGAUACUAUUCACCUCGGUUUUCUUGGGCUAACAACAAGCAGUUGACAGUACCCCACCUGCAGAGGGGUGGCCAGUGUUAAUAUUUCUUCUCUGGUCUUCUCCCUGUUAUCUCCUUAAAAAGAUUCUAGGCACAGGGUGGUAUAAAGGUAGGCUGUGGGCUUUUUUUUUCUUUAACCAUAUACUUAGUUCUUAGAGUAAAUAGAUUGAGAAAGACAUAAAUUGGAGAUUCAGAAUACUCCUGCUGAAGCCUCAGUGCCCGGCAGCUGCUUUGGAGCUUUCUAAAGGGACCUAACAUGCAGUCCUUGAAAGUCACACUGGAUAUUUGAAAGACCAUCUACUUGUAAUAAUGUUCUUUUCUCAAAUUUCUACCUUGUGCUUCCUGGAAUGCAUUUUUGUUUAUAUGUCAAAAAUAAAUAAAUAAAGCACAGGAGUUUCCUAUAAUCUCUUUUCUGUUAACAUUUUAAAAUAAAAAAGGUUUUUCCCACAAGCAACUGUGUGUUAUUCCUCCUCAGAAGUUCUUUUUUCAUCACCUGCACAGGGGCUUUCAAAGCUCAGACCUAAAGGAAGUGAUUGGACCAUAUCCAUCAAUAUUAUAAGUUCAUAGCUAUUGUUCUUACUAUUGCUAUCACUGUGAACAAUAUCCUAACUUAGCUGGGUCUCUACUUGGCUCACAUAUGUCGUAAAGAUAACAUUUUUAGCCAAAUGUUUUUAAUAUAUAAGGAAAUUAGAACAACUUGUCUUCAGAAUGAUUUAUAAAAUAGCCACUGAUAUACAGUAAAUAUGUUUUUCAAAGGGAGCCUGGUAACAUUCAGUUGCUCCCAAACUGCUGAUGGUCAGACCUUGAUAAAGUGUGCUCAGUCCAUAACUGAGUUGUGCACAUUUCUGUUACAGCUAUUCCUUCUGAAACCUUUCACUCCUGUGAGGGGUUUUGGGUGACAGAGUGUGUUAACUAAAUUAGCACUGCUAAUUUACAACUAGAUUUUUUUCAUGUUUCUCUGUAUUGCAGAGUUCCAGUCCAAACAUGUAUGGUAUAAUCAUUGUUUAGACUUAACUGAUAGGCUCCUGUUGAAAGUAGUACUCCAAAUUCACUUAAGAAAAAUUACUAUUAAGUAACUUUCACAGCAUAAAAUUUCACAGUCUAAAUUUUUUGGAAACUUUUCUCAUGUCUUGUGGGGAGAGGCUAAAAAAUAAACAUGAGGCAUUCAUAUACUUGAAAUAUGGGUGGCAAAGGGGGUAUAAUUGUGAUACUUAUAUACCCUCUGGCAUAAUAUAAAAGACUUUAACAUACCCCUUUCAAAAAAUGUUAUACUUUCCUUCCUUCCCUGUAUAGAAUGUCUGAGUAGUCGUCUCUUGAAUUGUUCAUCUCUUUAUCUAAUAUUCUGUUAAUCUCAAAAAAUGAUCAGUUUGAAUCUGGGAAAGGGAUUUUAAUCAACACUUCACAGAGCUUAAAGCUACCCCACCUUUAGGGGUAGCUUUAGCAUUGGCUUUGUGAGGUGGUUUUAGAUUUAAACCAUUGUAACUGCUGUGCACUGUACUCGAAAAACGUACACCUCCUGGAAGAUGCUGGAAGGGGUAACACAAAAUGCGUUAAGAGAGGUCCACGAAUAGAAACAGUUAUCGAAGCAUCCCAGCAUUUAUCUUGAAAUCUGCAUUUUUAAACGGCAAAGAUAAUUUUUAAACCUCACCCUUAGAAGGGAUGGAUGUUGAUUUAAUUGAUUCCUUUGGAUCAAUGUUUUUAAAGUUUCACACCACUGCUUUCAUGAAGUGAUGUCUUUAGCAGUCAGUGGGUUGACAUGAGACUUAUCAGAUUUCAUCAGUGGGACCCUCCAUGACAUCUAAAACUAUGCCACAGCCUGUGUGAUGGUAACUUUGGGACUGGGAGAUCUCAAGGCUAAUGUGACUGGUAGAAUGAAGAAUUCUUGUUAAUUCUCGGUGUAAAGGUUUUAUAGGAAUAAUAAUGGAAAAUGAAGCGCAAAAGCUUAAGAUUUGCUAUUUAGAGAAAGCUGUCCUGAAGGUCUGGUCGAUAACUGGACAUCGCAGAGUGGCCAGUAUUCCCCUGUGGAUGUAAAACUUAGACGAUGAACAUUUGACUUAAUCCAUGAUAUCGUUUCAGGCAACUUUUCUUGGACCCUUGCCUUGAAGUUUGUGGAAAACCUUUCACUAUACUCUUUGUAUUAUUGGAAUUGAACUUUUUUAAAAUAGCUAUGAAACAUGUUUCUAGGAAGAAAUGUAUGAAGGUCAUGCACCUGUCUGUCCAGAUCAUUCAGCUUUUCCUUCCAUAGCUGUUACAUUGGGUGACAUGCAAAAUUGUCAUAGGUAAAAUGAUAUUGAACUUACUCUGUGACCAAAACAAAGAAUCUGAAGUGAAAAACACCCAACACCCCAAGAACGAUAUGUCUCCCUUAAAGUUUACAAUUUGAAUAAUGAACUCAGAUGGAAAGUUGGCAGGAAAGCAAACCACGGCACCGUCACAUCACAAACCAUUUUCACUUUUCUGUCCAAUUUCAGAGUGCAUGUGUUUGUGAGUAUUUCACUAGAUCAGUGACAGCUCUUUAUUUGCAUAAUUAUAUGCUCUGGUCUGAAGAGAAAACUAACCCCCAAAUUUCAUGGGUCACCAGACUGCAACAAUCAAUGUUUUAUCACGUAUGCGAAGCAAAAUCUAAGAAGCUAUAUGAAGUUUCUUGGGGAGUUUUUACUCCUCAGAAAAUUAAAGAGUUUUCCUCUCCUGAAUAGAUUCAAAAUCUUUCCAAGUUCUUUGUAACAGAAUUCUGUUUGAAGGCACAAUCAGAGAUUAACAUGUAGAUGUGAUUGUGGACUCACAAACAUUGCUUCAAAGUGGUUUAAGAAGAACAGCAUUUUUGCUGCACUAAAAUUAAAAUUCUUCAUACUAUGAGGAAAAAGUAUUGGUCAAAUUAUGAUUUGCCAAAAUGAAGUCCAAAUUAAUUACCAUUGAAUAUGAAGUUCAUUUCCUUUCUUAAAAUACCUCAGGGUUUUUUUUAAGACCAAAUAGAAAAAAAGUUAUGUGCAUAUAUGCAUAUAUAUGUCUCACAUAUACAUAGCUUUGUAUGGAGUACUUAUGUCCAUUCCUGUUCACUUCAACUGAAAUCUACAGACAACAUAUACAAUAUGUGUAUGUCUAUUCAGUGCCUGUAACAUAGUAGGUGCUCUGUAUAUGCUGGUCUCCAUGAAAGUUGGUAAUUUUUUUUUUAUGAAAUAGACUUUUCAUGCUCAAAAUCUUCAAGGCAUUGCAAUAUAUAUUUUUAAGUGCUUCAAACUUGUUUUGCAUCUGUAAAUUUCUGCUGGUAUGCAAUAUGUAUGUGUGUAUGUGUAAGGCUGGCUUUAUUUCAUUAAAGAAAAUUGAUUUAAACUACUAAUGUCUAUAGUUUGUAGGCACUCUGCCAAUUUUGAAUACAAAAGAGCAGACCAUGGCUUCUUGUUGUUGUUGUUUUAUGGCAUUAUUAAAAUCCUGGAAAAUCUG
This is a messenger RNA of Peromyscus californicus insignis, 6990 nucleotides long. RefSeq names its product family with sequence similarity 172 member A (gene Arb2a). Lineage: Eukaryota; Metazoa; Chordata; Mammalia; Rodentia; Cricetidae. Bases 19 to 1269 code for a protein of 416 amino acids. Gene Ontology annotation, molecular function: siRNA binding. Gene Ontology annotation, cellular component: nucleus. The record is from RefSeq and is a predicted model, not a curated record. Gene Ontology annotation, biological process: regulatory ncRNA-mediated heterochromatin formation. The transcript has 10 exons.